CGGAGCUCAGCUGAUAGACAUGACAGAGUUGCCGAUCAUGUUGAUCUGAUGAUGUAGAAAUCUCUCAAAAUCACUCUCCCUUGUAGUGUAAACAUAAGCUAGAAUGACAUUUGGAAAGAAAAAGAAGGAGGAGGCCUCCACAGAAGUGAACGAACCUCUUCAGAAAGGCGUCAAAAAGAAAGAACAGCCCCAACGGAACCCUGGGGACCCCCCAGAUGGAGGCUGGGGAUGGUUAGUUUGUAUUGGCUCCAGUUGGACCAAUGGGACGGUGUUUGGGGUGAUCAAUACCUUUGGUAUUCUCUUUGUGGAGAUGCUGAAAUUGGUGACGAAGGAAGGGGAGGACCAUGCAGAUGCCAGGUUUAAAACAUCCUGGGUUGGUUCUGUCACAGUGGGAUGUAUCUUCUUCCUGGCACCAGUCAGCAGUAUCCUCGUCGACCGCUUCGGCAUCAGAAAAACAGCAUUUUCCGGUGCAGUGAUCGCAUUCAUUGGGAUGCUUAGCAGCUCAUUCGUCCAAGAAAUAGAACUCCUUUAUCUAACCUAUGGGGUUCUCCUGGGUGCUGGAUGUUCAUUAGUCUACACGCCCUCUUUGAUCAUCCUGGGGCACUAUUUCCAAAGACGUUUAGGCCUUGUGAAUGGUCUGGUGACAUUAGGUAGCGCCAUCUUCACGAUUGCAUUGCCAUUCGUCAUUAAAUUUUUACUCCAAAGCUUAGGACUGAGUAACACGUUACGAGCUCUUAGUAGCUUGCAGUUUAUAAUGAUAUUACUGACACUCACUUGGAAACCAAUUCUUGGAACACAUCAUGACGAACUAGAUCAUAUCUUGUCGACCGAAAGUUUGAGAGUUGCUGUGACUGGCUGUUGCACGUGGACAGGGAAGUUUCUGAACGUCAGUAUUUGGAAGAAUCGAUCCUACGUCAUCUGGGUGACCUCUGUGGCUUUAGCUUUAUUUGGAUAUUUUGUACCGUUUGUGCAUUUGGUUGAAUACUGCAAAGAGAAGGGUCUCGGUGAAAAUGCGGAAGUGUUCAUUAUAUGUAUCGGAGGUGUGUCAGGAAUAUCUCGUCUAAUCUCUGGAAAGCUGGCAGACGUCAAAGGCAUGAACCGAGUCCGUUUACAACAAGUGGCAUUUGUCAUCAUGGGAAUUACAACAAGUUGUAUACCCCUUGCUUCCAAGUUUUGGCAUUUGGUUGUGAUCACGAGUAUCAUGGGUAUAUGUGAUGGGAUAUUUGUGUGCCUGCUUGGUCCGAUUGCCUUUGACAUUGUUGGUCCAAAGGGUGCAUCGCAGGCCGUGGGAUUUCUCCUUGGGAUACUCUCUGUUCCAAUGACUGCAGGCCCACCAAUUGCUGGUAUUCUUCGAGAUCAUUUGGGGACCUACAGCAUACCAUUCUAUGCAGCGGGGGUGCCUCCUAUUAUCGGUGCACUGGUAAUGUUUGCCAUACCAGCUGUUGUACAGCACUACCCACACGUGACAGAAGCGGAGGAGCAUCAGAUCAUGUCAUUGGAAAAUCUGAACAUUGAUUCCCCCACCGUCAUUGCCGCUCCAUAUUUUGGGAGUCAGAUAUGGACAAAGACGGAGUCAGUAAACGUGAAUGUUCCGAUUCAUAAAUCCGCCCCUGAACUGUUUGUGAAUGGAACCGCACCGGGACAGCGCCAUAGAGUCGUCAGUCUGAGCUUGACGCCUACAGUCAUCACGGAUGGUGAAAAUCGUGACCUAGUCGAGAACGGGAAUGAUGAUGAAUCUGCAAUUUGAGUGGAUUUGCUUCAAAAGUCUUUAUAAGGGGACCAUCAGAGUUGACUCUUACUUUGCACUAUCAGCCUCAUGGGUACCCUUUGUUGUCUCUUAUCAAUAAUGACAUUGAAAAUUUCACCAAAGUUAAAGCAAUAUUUCCUAAAAUGAACCUCUUUCUUCCAAUAGGUGUGUGUUUCUUCCAUAUAAGACCGCCCAAGAAAAAUCAUGUGUAAGGUGGUUGUCUUGGGGGCAUUUUGUGGAAGUAUUUGGUGCUUCAAGUUAAACACACCCUUGACCUUAGUCAUUUUUGUGAGGCUUUAUAGUUUAUAGUUAGAUUUUUAAUAGAUUCUAUCAUUUGAGUGUCCACUGUAUGAUUGACAAUGUACCUGGUCCUGGGUACCAUCAUAAUAUUUUUCUUGAAGACGGCAAACUUGCAAAUAAAUACUUGUUGGUUAAUAUUAUCUUCAUUUUCCUCAUUACUCAUUGUUUGUAUUAGUUUAGUGAAAUACUAAAAAUUGUUGGGUUUCUGUUUUGGAUUGGUUGUCUGAGAGUUAUCUGUCUUCAAAUGCUGGAUCUGAAAAUCUUGUACAUAAUAUAGAAAAUGGGGGCAACUUCAGAUUUCAGUCUUCUUGAAUUAUAGAGGACAAUGGAAUCUCCAGUGUCCUUAUUUUUGUAUGUCCAGUGUUUUGGAUAGUUGGUCUAUGUAAGUUCGCAGAUAUUUUGCUAUUAAACUAGGGAAGAAAUUUAGAAAUGUUGAUUUUAUAAAUUGUGAAUGAGCCCUCAGAAAUAAUCAAUGAAUAUCUAACAGAAUUUUCUAUAAUGUUAUUUUAAAUGAAAUGUUUGUUGUCAUGAUAUAAUGUUAAAGUGUUAUAACCUGUGUUCAUGAAAUUAGUACGAAACUGGCAAUAUUUUAUAGUUCUAUUUUACCAUGUUUAUUUUUAGUACAUUUGUAAAUGCCCAGUCCAUUGGGUAUCCAACCAGUGACCCAAAUUGACGACCUUAAGAAAGUAUUGGUGCUGUGUUUGUCUUUCAAUGUCACAAUAUCAUUUGAAAAUCGUUUUAAUUUGUUCGUAUCUUUCAUAGGAAGAUGAACCUAGCAUUCUAUUCUUCAACUACAUGUACUUAUUCUGUAAUGUGCUCUUCCUUCUUUUUAUGCCAACAUUUAAACACUGGUCCACUUAGAAUUUGAUAAUAGAAAGUCUCUAUCUAGAGGGAGUGGAUGGGUGGCACAUGGGAAAGUCUUUUCCUCUGACUCUCUAGGCAUUGGGGACCAUUUACAAGUUCAGGUAAUCUUAUUUUGAGAUUGACUCUGUAAUUUAGAAAAAAUUGAGUGCUAGUUAAUAUUUUAAUAACUAAAUAUGAUAUAAAUAACUUUAAUUUUUACAUCAGAAAGCAUGUGACCUUAUAACAAGCCUUUAGACAUAUUCUAAGGAACAGGUCAAAUUGUAAGAAGCUGACCCUCAUGGUGUUGUGACUGUCUCCCUUGAUUAAGGUGAAGUUUUACUUAAUUGUAGAUACCAAAAGAUCUUGUACUCCCAGCGUGUGAUCAAUCAUCUAUCUGACUAUCAUGUUCAAUAUGUACUGGCACGUGCACAUGUAGUUUGAAUAAAGAUUCAUU
Lineus longissimus is the source of this 3344-nucleotide messenger RNA. RefSeq names its product monocarboxylate transporter 10-like. Gene Ontology annotation, molecular function: monocarboxylic acid transmembrane transporter activity. The coding region runs from base 104 to 1747 and encodes 547 amino acids. Gene Ontology annotation, biological process: transmembrane transport. The record is from RefSeq and is a predicted model, not a curated record. The transcript has 7 exons. Gene Ontology annotation, cellular component: membrane. Lineage: Eukaryota; Metazoa; Nemertea; Pilidiophora; Heteronemertea; Lineidae.